AUGUCUUUCUUCAAGAGGAUGAAGAACGCCAAAGCGGCGGCGGAUCAGCACAAAAGGUCCGCCUCGCAAACAGAGGCUGCAAAGCCCGUGCCAUACAAGCAUGUCCCUACACAUGCUGCUCAGGACGCCAUGGCUGGAGCCCCCUCCAACUGGAACUCUGCAGAAAACAAGGCCAGAAUCAUUGCCCAAAACAAGAGGAGGAGCGCUAUGAGUCGGUCGAACAGCGAACAAACACUGAACUCGCGGCCGCUGACGUACGCGAGCAAGAAUAGCGCCAGCGACCUGUCCAUCGAGUCUGUCAUGCAUCGUCAGGAGCAGCACUCAGCUUACCAUGCCUCGUCGCACUCUCGCGCCACAUCACUUGCUCAAAGUGGCUACAUGGCACAUGGCGGCGCUGGGAAGAAGCAGCAGCACUACUUCAACCACUCUACCGCUUCGUCAGCGGCAAUGAAGCGAAGUCCGCUGUCGACGCCUUUUACCGAACGUGAGGAUGACUACCCAGUCGCGCAUAGUUCGUCAGGCUCUACCAAGACCAGCUCCAGCGGUUCCGGCACAACAUCAUCCGACAUUCUGGAAAUACGACCGUCCCGAGAAAAUCACGGCUAUGCGGAGCCACUCGCGACCCAUGGCCUCCCUGCGGUAACAACCCAGGCGCCGACCGUCUCAGCUUCUUUCGCGCCUGUCCCGAUUGUAUCGGUGACAGCACCUGUUGAGCCCGUGCCCACACACGAGCGGAAGAGGAGCAGGAGCUGGUUCGGAAAACGGAACUCGGCGGUCGCGGCGUUCUAA
Coniosporium apollinis CBS 100218 is the source of this 789-nucleotide messenger RNA. RefSeq lists its product as uncharacterized. The record is from RefSeq and is a predicted model, not a curated record. Bases 1 to 789 code for a protein of 262 amino acids. Lineage: Eukaryota; Fungi; Ascomycota; Dothideomycetes. The transcript is spliced from 3 exons.